Ornithodoros turicata is the source of this 10730-nucleotide messenger RNA. It is a transcript of the gene Drep2, whose product is annotated as DNA fragmentation factor subunit alpha-like. Lineage: Eukaryota; Metazoa; Arthropoda; Arachnida; Ixodida; Argasidae. The coding region runs from base 173 to 1303 and encodes 376 amino acids. Gene Ontology annotation, biological process: regulation of apoptotic process; apoptotic process. The transcript has 4 exons. The record is from RefSeq and is a predicted model, not a curated record.
CGUCAGUUUCGUAAUCUUAAGGUCCCUCUGCGAUAGGGACGACGGGGCCAUCGGUAGGAAAGUAAAUGCUCAGAGCUAAUAGAUAUUGUCUUAUAAUCGCGAUACCUUGAAGAGAAUGGCAGAAGAGACAAGGAUCAAUGAGUGUGGGAAGGAGAACUAGUAAUCUGGUCACAUGAUAAUGACUUCUGAGGACCUUGGAGGAAGACCCCACAAAGUGUGGAGUUGUGACAGACAAACAAGAAAAUGUGUUGUAGUUUCUACCUUGGAAGAUCUCCGUUUAAAAGGUGCUGCAAAACUUGGAUACAGUAACUCAUCAGAACUCAAAAUCGUCCUUGAAAUUGAUGGCACAGAAGUGGAGGAUGAAAAUUACUUCCAGUUAGCAGAGAGAGACACAGUAUUCCAGAUGUUACAGCCAAAUGAAAAGUGGUUGCCACCUGGAGUUGAGGCCCUUAGAGCAGCCAUCACAGCAAUACCUCGCAUUGUCUGUGAUGCCAUAGCAACCCUUGAGCUUGUGGACAUGCAGCCGUCGUGGAAGAUCAUGGACAACAAGGGUCGUGUCACUGUUGUGCUGCACUGGGAUCAGCAUGAAAGACACCACAGGCGCAGCCACGAUCCAGGAAUCAUUCGUGUCGAAGUUUCAUCUCAGGAAGUACAGACCACAGAAGAAGCAACCCCAGCAGUGCCAAGUGAACCACGUACUAGACUAACACUUGAAGGGCUGGGGCCGCGACCCAUAUCACGUAGCUUUCCUCGUGGAUCGCGUGAAGUUAGCCCCGACCAUGACCACACACUUUGUGAUUUUCAUUGUGCCGCGUUGCACGGCACGCAUCAGAUCCAGGUGAACAGGUCUGUGGCGACGUCGCCGAUCCAGGAGUUCCCAAAGGGGUCCGUUCCCGGACCCUCGGGCCUACAUCAGAGGGCUGCGAUGGGGGGGCCUGCGAAGGGGCACGUGCGUUUCCUGGAUGUCACCGAAGAGACCCGCAUCCCUCCCAAUGAAGAGUCUGAAUCGGAUACGGAAAACACGGCAUGCGAAGAAGAGCAGCUCUCCGAGAGGUACCUACUCCUUGUGGAUCAGCUGUCAUUGGAGCAAGACCGGCAUUUGAGUGUCAAGGAUAUUGGGAUCAUCUUGGAGCGCCUAGGAUCGCGAAUUGUUGAUGUAGAUCGCCUCGAGCGCGAGCGAGAAAGUGCUGGCAUCCACAACUGGACCAUCAAGGCCACACUUCGUGGAGAGGUGCUGAGGGAAAUUGGAGUCAUCUACAAUGGACAGUACUAUGGCAUCAUGGAACAUCCAGGGUACUUUUGAUAAGCAGCCCUCACUAAGCUGGCAUAGGAGAAAUCAAAUUGGCCCUGUCAUGCAAAAGUAUGAUGGACGCCUGCUUUGGACACCUCAUGUUGCUGCUACUAGGCUGCUUGAAGCACGCGUGUAGCAACGCCUUCUGUCCAGUCCUUUUCAUUUCACUUCAUCUUUCGGUGUCGCAUUUGUUUGCACCUCUGUUUUCUUGGUCUUUGUACGACGACUUUUUAAAAAUUGUUCAACUGCUGGUACGUUGAGACUGAUCUGUUCCACGCUACCGGUGAGUGAAGUUUGGCUUUGUCGGGCGUUCAGCAGCCGCUGAAUUCCUCGUGCACACUAUCUCUCCUGCUCCAACAUAUUCAGCUGCAAAGGACUCAUCCUAGACUGUCUUGUCCACCCCCUACCCGUGCUCAAUCUCGCAAUGGUUUUCUCUUUUUUGUCUUCAUAUUCUCAUGACAUUGCAAAAGUCUCAAAGCUGAAACUUGACGUUCACUGCCACUAUCCCUGCCACAAUCCCUGCCAUGCUUUGAGUUUUUAUACUGCCAGCCAUAAAGGGGAAAGGACUGGUACAACAUUCAUCCCAUAAUCUGUACCCGGACAGCACUUUUACUUUCCCAGCUUAGUUUCAUCUGUGAAAGGACUGGCUGACUGUUUGUAUUCCCGGGAGAAAAGCUCUGUUCUCCUCUGUUUGUGAAAGGCAACACUGAUGAGCAAUGUUCAAAAAAAGUGUCAACGGGAAAAGUACUCAAGGUGUGGUCUUCAAAGCUGAGCAUGCCCUACGUAGCAUGAUAUGAGUGCUAUACUUGAUGUGCGGGUUUGUUCUCCAAGAAUAUUUGUCAGAGACUUUGCCCACCACAUUAUUUUGCAUUCAGUGCCCCCGUCAUAGUUCUGGUUGAAUGUACAAAUACUAUUGUCCCAGAGGGCUUCUGUUUGAUGACACUACAAUUUUGAAAGUUUGGACAAGCUCCGUAAUAGGUUUGUACACCACACUUUCAUAACAUGCGUUUCAUGUCAAAGGCUAUCAUUUUCACAUAAGUUUGCUGUGUGUAUACUCUAUACAGUGAACUCCAAUGAUUUCAAGUGCAGUUGUAGAUAGACGAUUAAGUAGAAACUUAGAUAACACUUUCUUAGUCAGGUUUGUCUACAGCUUUGAAAUAGUCACACACACACUACAGGGGAUGAAACGGAAAAGCAGAGAGAGUUAGUUUUUCCUAUCUGAAUAUACUUAGUAAGGUUCAAGGUCUUUAAGAUUGUCUGAGAACCUUGACAAUUGCUCAAGGAAAUUGUGGAAGCAUUCUAGCUUUUCAGAUUACCCGUUUCCUUUUUCUGUGCAUGUAUGUAUGUAUGUAUGUGUGGGUGGGUGGGUGCGCUUGAGGAUGUAAUUUUUAGCUGUAACACUUGCAGGCUAGGCAUCAUGUAUCCCCUGUUAAUGAGACUCGCAGAUAUUAUUAUGCAGUAAUUCUGUUUCUUCCGCGACAACUGCCAUAUCGACGCAGGUGAAAGAGCUUUGAAGUGCGCAUGCAAAUAGCAGAAAAUAUCUCCUGUAUCGUCACAUAGUACGGGCACCUUGUAAGCUUUGUCUCUCACUUUGCUUACAGUGUAAAGAUGCCCUCUUUCAGUGUGUAGAAGAGUGGUAAACGUGGUUAAAUGCAGACAAAUAAUGUUUGUAGGAUACAUGUCACUAGUCUCAGCAGGGCAUCAUCUUUUCCUGGUUAGAACCCAUCGUAGGUACUAAGAGAAAAGGGAAAAAAAAAAAGAUAAACUGCCAUUAGGACUUGCUACUAUACCAUAGUUUUACGAACUGUACAUAAGUGAUAAAUAAUUUGGUAUAUGUACAUGCAUAUACAUAUAUCUGCAUGUGUGUGUUCCAUAAGAUGUUGGCUGGCCGCAAAGGCGAUGCAGGCUCAAAACGGAUGAUCAUGGGCAGUAGUGGCUGAGAAAAUGACCAAAAAGCUAUUCAUUAAGCGAAGGAGAUUAGCACUUGUGCAAGUACAAGCAAUCUUACUUAUUACAUACCAGUGGUCUGUCCAGAAUCGCAAGCACGUAGGGUGUUGCAAAAAAUUCGGGAAAGCCAUUUCCUUUUACAGUUGUGUUAAAGUUGUAACUGUUUUAUGUAUUGUUGCCCAUAUGUGUCUGAAGGCCUCCCUCCCCCUUGUAGGGGGUGCACAGGAAAGAAAGGAGGGGUUGUUGCCCAACAGUUUGGGAGGGGGGGAUCUGGAAAAACAACAACAACAUGGAUGUGGAAAUAAUCCACUGCAAAAAUGCAAAACUACUGUGCAGACCUCGACCUCAUUCCUGUAUUUAACUAAGUUCUUCUUGUACAUGUGUGAAUAUUAGUACUCUUCUCGUUCAACAGUAGCAUGUUUUUUCCCGACUACUAUUAUCCGUGAAAAAUUCCUUUUCAGCUUGUAUAUACACAUGCAUAUACAUGUAUGUAUACAUGUGCAUAUGUAUGUAACCAUGUAAUUGAAUGUCCAUGUAAGCUUAAAUAAUAUGCAUAGUGAGAGAGAUACCUGGAAGGCGAGACAUGGCACACACUAGGACCGGGAACUACAUUUUAGCUGGAAACUGCGUAAUAUGCAUUAUUUUACAUUAGUGUCUUAAUAUUUCACGCACAGUCAACGUUCUGUUGCUCUGUUGUUUGUCAUACUGCCCGAAAGAUAUAGGUGGUUUGUGGUCACGACGUGGAUGCCAGACAAUGUGACAGUGGUUGUUUAACCAUGAUAUGUGUCGGGUGACAGCUUCGAUCAUGGAUAGCAAUGUCAUGGUUCAUAGUCAUUACUGAACGUGCAGUAUUAGUGUCAAGGUUGUUUACAAAUGCUGUUGUAAGAGUUGAUUGAACAAGCAGGUUUUGACUCGAAACUGCCACAAGUAAUUUAGUAUGCACUUAAAGGAGCGGUGAAAGACCCUUCCAGAAUCUUUUUUUUCUUCUUUCUUUUUGACUGCAGCAGGUUGCCUAGAAACGAGUAUUGAAAGUGGUGAAUGUAACUGACUCGUAGCGUGCGCAAGAGGUCUUUGAUGCAGACACGUUCCAAAAGUCCCUCAACUCCUUCAAAGAGCCCGUACGAGAGUGAGUGAGGUUGAUGCCACUGGGACUAGGACCCAGUGGGAAAGCCGAUCGGGUGGGUCGCUCAUACCACGCUGCUUUGCACAGGGCUGAUUUUUAGAGAGCGUGAUUUUUAGAGAGAGAGAGAACUGCACGGCGGGGAAAAAAGAAAAGUUCUUGUGUGGUUGCUCCUGAGGGACCGCCAGAUUAAUGAACGAGGUUUCUUUCGAGCAAUCAUAAGUGUCAUUUCACUGCUCCUUUAAUACGUUUCUUUUGCAUGUACUGCCAAUCAGACUGCCCAGCUGUAACCUCUUGCAUUACUUGACAUGACCUUUGAUGGGAAGAAGCUUGUUUGAAACUGAGGCUGUAGUACCGAACGUACUUAUCACAUCCCCAAGUGGCCGCAGUUAACUGCAGUUUUAAGGAGAAGAAAAUGCUGCGUUUAAAAGGCCUCAGUUUCGAGCAGGCUUCUGAAAGGGUGCGUAGGCAUCUCCCCAACGUGGUACACUAGGGACCAGGAAUAACGAUCAUUCAGUCCCAGUAGUGUGCCACAAUUAGGAUGCAUUUUAUAUAGCAAGUCAUGUAAGUGUGAGUGACCGUAGUUUACAUUUAGGGAGACCAGUAGUGGAUACUGGCCCUUUGACUGUGCUUAAUAUUGUGUUGAAAAUACUCCAAUGUAUGCCAUUGCACUGAUACUGGCGUCUCAUAACCUGUUCAGCAUCAUUCUCCAAUGCUGCCAUAGUUUUGCACAUGGUUUCCUUCGAGACACAUUCGGUUCGGUAUUUUGGCCUUUGUAGAUAACACACUAAUGACUGGGAAACAAGGCUAUGAGUUUGGGGUGCACAUUUUAGCCGAGGCAAAGCCUGGUGAGCGUAUUUCUUUUUGGCCGAUCUUUUUAAAUCUACGAAUACCAAAAUUUCUGUCUUGCAAACUGCACAGUCACCCGAAGAAAUCAAGGCAUCAGGUGCUCGGAUCUUGUGUGCUCUCGCGUAGAGCCAGGCUGUUCGUACAUACUGUGAGCCGUAGGAAUUGUAGAUCCAAACCAAUGCAAGCAGAUUACAGGCAGUCAGCAGAAUGUACCAUCGCAAGAAAAGCUUUUCUAGCCCAACUGAUGAUGGCACAUUUAAUGGUCCUUCGUGUAGAUCAUAAAUGGGUAAUAUAAUAGUGCACUUUCAUUUGAACGUCAAGGUCCGUAUCAUGUGCAUACCUCUGGUGGCAUUGUAGCAUUGUGCGUAUCACUCCAAACGCCUUGGUUACAUGUGGGUACACAUGGGUACCUUUGGGUACACAUGGGGAGUGAUGAUGCACUUUGGCUCUUGUCUGUCUGCACCUAGAGGUGGAUCACAUCGGUGAUGUCACAGUUAAGCAAUUAUUUAAUGCACUGCUUUGGAAGUGUCCAGGAAACUCGUUUUCCUCAAGCAUUGUUCUUUGGCUUGUGCAGUACAGUGUGAAGGUGCAGUACAUUUCACUCUCUCCAUGCGGAGUAUGUUUGUCUUUGUGUGCCAGUAGUUCACUAAUGGCAUAUUGUCGUGCUUUCAUCACCAUACACAGCCAGGAGUUUGCCUGGAAAGUACCUGAGAAUGUUUCUACUUGUAAAGAAAUAUAUAUAUACUAUAUAAAUAUAUAUAUAUAUAUAUCUGUUUCAAAGAAGAAUGUGACUCACAUCCAUGGUGACCCUUCUACUGUUUGUACAUCACUUCUUACAAAAUAUUAUUGCAGCUGAGGUUUGUAGUCGCCAAUGGAAUUUCAUUAGGAUGUUGUUACGUGUGCAUUAGGCUGUUCUAUUGUUAUUGCUGCAUAAGUUACUAUUGAAUGUAGCUGUAACUAGCGUUCCCUUUCCCCAUCCAUCCCCAAUGAACAUAAAAAAUAGGGCUGUGCAAAUAUGCAAUUUUUAAUUCCAUUGAAAUACUUCUCCUAUUUCCAUGUAAUUUUGGAGCAGCCUGUACAGAUGUGCUAUUUGACUUGUCGCAAGUAUAAGUGUGUCUACCAUAAGAAAUGUAAUGUGGAGGAUGACGGAAAGAAACGACAAAAAUGGCAUUGUUAUUGGCAUAGACGUUUUCCUCCCCUAGAUGAAUAGGGACUAUCGAUCUGCUUUUAUCCAUCAUUCGGUGGGCUAAACUUCCUCUCACAUUCGCUAUAGCUUAUAUCUCUUUGUAUGUACAACUCUUUUGCAAUCCAGUGUGUUGGGAUUGUGUCUUUUUUUUUCUUUCUUUUUGUUUUUUUUUUAAGCGAGCGGUACUCGAAGCUCCCUAAGUCUAACACUACAGUAUUAUUCUUGCCCAUUUUUUUCUGUGUCAUCUUAUCCUGCUUCACCUCCAUAAUUGAUAUUGGAACUUUGUAAGUUUGUCAUUCACACAGCCCUGCAAUAGUAGCAUUUGGCCAGUAUGCCCUUAACGUACCGACAAUAAAUGACAAAAAGCGGAAGUAACCAAACGCACCUUGGCAACAGAUCAUUGAGGUGCUUUCAGUAUCACUGUAGGCAGGCGACAUGGCAGGUGACAUGAGUGGCACAAGUUGAUAAUGUGUGUAAGUUUUGUUCCACUGUGUUGGUUGGGACUCAGGAAUGUUAAGAAUACCUCAGGCGCACUGCAGAGUAUGCCGUGUUACUGUUGUCGAAGUGGAACAGUGCCAAACAAGUCUUCCAAGAUAGCGCAUGAAGCCUUGCAAACGUUGUAGAAACUGGGAACACUCAGUGCUCGGACCCUUUUGUUUCUCCUGUUUUUUAUGCACAGUGUAACUUGUAAUCAAAUAUGGCCAAGGUUAAAAAGGUCGCAAGAAGUUGUUACAAGUGAACUAACGGGUGUUCUAGAUGUUAGAAUGGCACACGAUAAAUGUCUGAUUCCUUGCUCUGUGUAGCUGUGGUAGCGAUUACUUGUUUGUAAAAUGUUGUUUUAAAAAGAAUGCCACUGUAUUCUGGUACAGUCAGCAGAAACGCAAAAACUGAAUUGCGCUAUAGCUACGGUUGAUCAGUGGUGCCCGAGACAUGGCUGCACGUUCAGCUUUGUUGCAUUGUGGCAAAGUGGAAUUGCUCUUCGUUCAAAAACGAAAUACUAGGACAAUAACAGGCAUGGGAACAGAGUGUCGCUUGCAGUUGGGCAUAAUUUUUGGGAGAGGGAUAGGCACUACACCUGAGGGAGAGGGCGUAGUGCAAAGCACAGAAGUUCUUAAGAUACGUCAUUUACGGACGAUGUCCUUGGGCCAGCCCGUUUCCCAUAAUGUGAGACGAGUCCUCGGUACAUUUCCUUGACUUUCCUUACUUGAGAGAGUACGAGUUCAUGAUUUUUGCUUCUGAACACAACUAAACAUCAAUACAAGGCUAUUAUAACUCCAGCAGGAAUCUCUACAUCUGCAACUUAUUAGCACUGAAGCAACCUGAAGAGCAAAUGCUAGAUGUCCGUAUUCUUAGCACAGCAUUUCAUGUAUUCUUGAGAGCUGGAUAUUUUGAUCAUAGGCAUGGGCAUUCUGAGAGGGGGAGCUCCAAGAUCACCUGUGGAAAUUGCACGCUCUUUACUCUCGGGUCAUCAUGAUUUAUACUCGGAUAUUGUCAUAGUACUCUGAAUCUUAUCCACCGGAUCAAAGGAUUCGUUCUUCAUCAUUCUGUUAUACGGUAUCUAUUGAUUAUGUGCUUUGCCCCCCCCCCCCUGGAAGCUCUUCGUCCUCCCCUGGAAAAAAGUCGUGGGAACACCCACGAUCGAAGGGGGCUACCCGCCGAUGCCAAGUUGAUGACUAGCUAACACUCACUAGCAAUGAAAUAACUGAAAUGACCACCCUCAGGCAAUGCAUUUACAGCCGCUUAUCUCUCCUUAACAGUCAGUACCCCCCCUCAGGGGCGUAGCCAGGAGGAGUUUUGGGAGCUCCCCCCCCCCCCCAAAGAAAUUGUACAUUUAGUAGUGCAUUUGGGGAAUGGAAAAUGGGACGUGAAAUCCUCCUCCACAUGUAUAGUUCUCAUAGUUCCCGUUGGUCCCAUCCCAACAUAUUUUUCUGGCUACGCUACUGGUGCCCCUGUUUUUCCAACAGUAGCAGUCCCUGUCUGAGGGAGACUUUUAAUUUCUUGCUCAAAUACAGAUGCAUGUUUGAUCCCUAAUCUCUCACAAAGAGCAACUCAUUCUCCCAAUGCUUGUUAUCAUAGACGUGGAUAUUCAUAAAUGUGUGCAUGUUUGUGAAAGUGCAUUUCGAUGUAUUGGCAAACAUGAAUGUGAGUCACCACUUCUAGUAAUAAGUAUUUAAUUUAUCUAAAUGUGUACAGAGGAAUGCCACAAACUGUGUACUCUGAGAUGUUUUUACUCUCUUAGGCCUUCUGGUUUUGUGUCAGAAUGUUAGUAACUGCUUCCACCUAGAAAUAUUUCUUUGUGUGGGUGGAUCCACAUGUGCUUCAUUCAUUGUACUGAAGCUUUGUCAAAAAUGGUGGCUGGAGUUGUGUUUGAGUCUGGAGGGAAAACAUUAUUACUUCCAGUGUAGUGAAGGGGCAGAAGAAUCAUCCAAUCUAUGCCACAAAGAAGAGCAACUUGUUUAGAAGGACCCAUAUUGUUUAUAUAACACAUUAAUUCUAUGCAUGAUUUGCAAAUUGGCACAAGUCUUUUACAGACUGCAAAGGCACUGUUUAUGCAACUCAGAUUUUGCUAACAUUAUUUCACAUUUUGCAGAGUAGCUUGGAUUGAGAUGGUGUUACUUAAGGUUUGAAAGUAACACCUUAAACAGUUUUGUGCUCAUUUAACAUAUCUCUAACUUAGUAAAGCAGACCACACCCCCGUUUUGUAGUCAUUAACGUGGAUGUUGGGACGUUUGCGGUCGAAAGUAUUUAAACGGCAUAAAUCCGCAAUUUUACUGGAGAAUGUAUACUGCUGCAGUAAUUAAGAGCUAGUUACAAUGUGACCUAUUUGAAAUAUUGAAGUUUAGAGAUAGUAGACUGGCACAGCAUGCACUAUCAAUAUGAACAGAGAACACUGUAGGCAAAUAUCUCAAGUUACUUUCAUCAUUGUUCUGCCCAUAGUGCACUAUCUACAAUUGCGCAAAAAAAAGUGUUGGACUAAACAAGCCAAGUACGUGUUGAGAUUGCCUCCAAGUGCCUGCAAGAAACAUUGUCGCCUUUGGGUUACAUCCCAAAGCAGGCCAGCGUGCAAAGUGUAAGACGAGGUAGAUCUGUGGAUGUUUUGCGUGACAUUGUUUUUUCGAGAUCAUUAAGAUGGUACGGUAAAGGGUAGGGGUAAUUUCUGUGCAUGACAGUGCCAAAAUUUAAAAAGUUACAAGCCCCAAAAAGAUGAAACCUGGCACAUGUGUUGUGUUGGCCUGUACUGAAAUCAAACUUUGGUAGCAGACCGUCAUGGCAGAGUUACAUAUUGGUAUGUUGUUGGCCAAUUUAUGAAUGUUCUCUGGUUAGUCCAUUGAAUUUGCAGCGAUAUAAAGCACAUUUGUUAACAUGCAGUAAGUACCUAUUGGCACUCACAAGCAGACAAAUACACUGCAGGUUAUUGUACUAUCCACCCUGUUUGGGUAUUAUGCCCAGAUGUGUAUUUCUAUGCCCGUCUGUGACUGUGGUGAUAUGCAUUUUCUCCAGGGACGAAGAAGUUACUGUUAAUGAUUUACUGCGAGCACAUGGCACUUUGUUUGCAUUGAAGCAGUUGCCAAAUGUAACAGAUUAUGUUGCCCCUUGUACAGGGAAUCACUGCCAGAUGACAUGGACUGCCAAAGCUUUCCCUUGACUAUGUAUACAAUCUUUGUACGACUUCCUGAGUUCACUGUGCUACCUCUUCACAUGUUAUGUUGGUAGUCAGGUACACUUUGUUAGCUGAGGGUAUGAGAACAAGUGAGUUGCCAAAGUUGGUCUGUAUAACGUGUCAAAUUAUUUGCAUCUACGUUGGGUCCUCCAUUUUAUAGUAUAUAUAUAUAGUUACAACUGGAAGGAGGGAUGCAGUGUUAAAUGGGAAUUAUAUACCAGAUAACCUAAUAAAAGUGAAUAGACUUGUGUUACGAACCCACUUUGUUCCUCUUGAAUUGUUCCGCACAAGUCGCGUUGCUGCGUAGGUUACCAAAGUCAACCAGGCCAAAAGUUUUGCCUGAGAUAGGGGCAAUAUUGAUUAAAUUUGAUCAGUUUGACAUGCUCCAUCUCUUUAUGGGAGUGUGCACCUCGCACCACCAACCCACAGCUGCAAGAUGUGGGCUGGGGCCGGAGAGUUAUUUCGGCUUUUGAGUACCAACAUCAUAAGUUCAUCUGUCACAAUGGCACAUAUGCCUACAAUGAAAACAAAAAAAUAUUAUGCAAUAUGUGGCCUACUAACUUCCUCAUGAAAGCAUGUGCCAGCAACAGAAGAAACAAGCACAGCCCCUGUGUAACACCACUUCAUGCAUUAAUGGACUCAUUGAUUCCUAAUUUAGAGUCUCCAUUGUUUCUUA